AUUGCAGAUUUUAAACGAGAUCGUGGUUUAUCAAUUUUAGCAAAAGAAUCAUCAGUUGUUGAAGAACCACGAAGUGAGCGUAGUUUAAAUGAUAAUUAUGAAAAAGUGUAUCAACAGUUAAGUGAACAAUGUUUAAGUGAUAAAAAAUUUUAUGAUAUGUUUCGUCGAAAAUCGUCGACCAGUGAUGAAUUAAUUAAUAAGAAUCGUGAAAAUGAAUUAAAUCGUCGUUUAAAUGAAAAAUUACGUACCAAUAAAAAAUUUAUAUCGAAAAGUACUACAAAUUUAUUUGAGAAUACUACAAUAGAAAAUAAACGAUUAUCAGUUAUUGAAACCGUACCCGAAACGGAAUCGAUGAACAAAACAAAACCCCGUUGUAUAUCGUUAGUGAUUGAACCAAAUAUAGAAAAAAUUAAUGACAAAACGAGUCCGAAAACAAGACGAUUUUCAAUUCAGAAAUUUUCGUUUUUAAGACAGAAAUCGAAUCAAAUUACAACAAUAUCUGAAUUACCGUUAGAAUCACUACGGAAAAAGGAAGAAAAACCAUCAAAAAAAACAUCUACAUCUGGAAAAAAGAAAUUUUUGUCAUCGCCGUUGAAAUGGAGGAGUAGUGGAAAAUUCAAACAAAGUGAUAUAAGAAUUCAACAAAUAGAUGGUGGAUUUUUCGAACGUUUUGGAGCAUUAUUUCGUGAUUAUGGUCAACCUCAAGCGCCAACAUCAGAUACAAAGAAACCACCAAAUAUCGAUGCACUUUUAAAUGGGGAGGAUGAGGCCACAGAACAAAAUGAAAACGAUGAAAAUGGUCAAGAUUUACAACAAUUACAGACCACAGAAAAUGAUGAACGUAGCAGUGAUAGUGGUAUUGAUUCAAUAAAUGAUCCAGAUUCAGAACCAGAAAAUGAAUUAUUAAAAAGUAAUAUUAUUAGCGAGUCAGUUGGAUGGAAUAUUGAUGAAUUAUAUUCAGAAAUUUUAUACGAAAUUUUACAUAAUGUCGGCUGUGAUCAAGCAUAUGAGACUGGACAAACUGCCUUAUUUAAUUAUUUACAAGAAGCGUUUAAAAUGUCUUACGAUAAGCACAAUACAUUAUUAGAGGCAGCAGAAAAGAAAGAAGCGCCUGAAAUAUUAUUAAACGUCGAAAUAGUUGAAGGUAAAGAUAUUGUGCCUAAAGAUCCAAAUGGUUUAAGUGAUCCAUUCGUCACUUUAUUUUUACAAUCAUUACCUACACAUCGAUAUAACACAUCGGUAAAGAGUGCGACACUAAAUCCAACUUGGGAAGAACAUUUUUCAUUACCCGUCUCAGAAAACGCACAAGAUGAUACGUUGUGUUUAGAAGUGUGGGAUUUUGAUCCUGCGGAAACAGUACGAGAAAAAAUGGGUAAAUUUAUGGAAGUGCGUGGUGUUAAAGGAUUACGCAAACUUGUAAAAGAAAUUGCAAUCACUGCGUCGACAGGACAACAUGAAAAUGAAUUUAUUGGACGAGCAGCGAUUCCUUUAUCAACCAUUCCUGCAUCCGGAAUGACGAUGUGGUAUAGUUUGGAUAAGAAGAAUAAAGCGAAACGUCAAGGCGUUCUUCGAAUCCGAUUGUCAUUCAGUUCCACAAAACAACCUAGAGUUGCCGCGCAAGAACAUCAACAUUUAUUAAAAAUUUUGCUUCUUCAUGAGCUAGAAACUAGUAAAGUUGUGCCAUACUGGUGGUGUGGAAAUUAUAGUGCCCAAGCUGAAUCUUUAAUAACACAACAUGCAGCCCAAAGUGGCUUAAACCCUAAUGAACAAGCUCUAUGCCAGUGGGUCGUAUAUACCCAAGUCCAUGCUGAUCAUCCAUUAAGCUUUACAUUAUUUUCAAAUUUAUUAGAUAAACUUAUUCGGCCAUUGCAAUCAAAUUCAUUCUGCGAAGAAGAAGUGAAAAUUUUCUGGGAAUCAAGUAAAAAAUUGUUGCCGUUCGUUUUUAAUACAAUACGGAAGAUUCGUAAAAAAAGUACAGGAGAUAAAAAUAUCUUGAAGCAAGUAAUUGAAGUGUUACGGAUUAUUGCUAAAAUGUCAUUGCUAGAACCACCAGAGAAGAUUAAUUUGUUUCCUUCGGAACUGUAUCGUUGGUUAACAUAUAAAUCAGAUGAUGAUAGUGAAGGAAAUUGGGAUUUUCGUGGUACUUUAGGAGAUGCCAUUCAGCAGGGUGCUAUUGAUUGGUUUGAACAUGUUUUGGAACAUAACCCAUGUCAAGAUCAUACAGACGAAGCAAAAAUGCAACAUUUGAUUAAAAUUAUACAAUUAGUUAGAUCGGACUUGCAAAAGGCUGUUGAAUAUUAUGAUAAAAUUUUCCAAGAAAUUGUAAGUUUCCAAUACGCAAGAAGUCUUUACAUUUUAUACGAAAAACGUUUGACUCAACUUAUCGAACCAGAAAUUUUGGAUAUUUGUAAAUCUUUAAAACGUUUACGUUUCGAUGAAACAUUUGUCGCCAAUAGUGAUAAUGUUAGUGAACCCAUGGCACAAGGAACAACUCUAUUCGAAUUAUAUUUGGUAAUCCAGAAAUUCGUUAUAUUAGGCGAAGGUUUAUGCCCAACUGACUGUUCCAGUUUCCAAAUCAAAGACUUUUAUCUUUGGUUCCAUGGCGGAGUUGCACAAUGGUUAGAUAUUGCGGUUUACAAAGCUUUACAACGUAUCCAAAAAGCUGUUGAAUUAGAUAAUUUAGUUCCCGUUUCAUCAGAAGUUAAAUAUAGUUCUUCGGCUGUGGAUACGCUAACUAUUUUCUAUCAAAUUAAAGUAUUUUGGCAACAAUUGAAUUGGCCAGAUGUCGAAGGGUCAUAUACAUUUGUUGCAAAAAUUAUUGAUGACAUUUGUCGGUGUUGUGUCUACUACGCCGAUAAAAUGGCAUCAAAGGUUGAUGGAAUGGGAAACGUUGAAAACGUUUACGAAAAGAAAUUCGAAGUAACAAAUGAAUGGUGUUUAGCUAUCAAUAAUAUCGAUUACGUUCGUCAAUCACUUCAGCCAUUUGUAAAUGAAUUAAGUAUGGAGGAACUUUUAAAAAAAUUAUCCGAUUUACGUAGUCCUCUGGAAGCUGAACGUUGUAAACAAACAUUACAAAACGUAAUCGAAAAUGCUAUUGAUACAGUAAAAAAUAAAAUUUUAGAAUUAUUAGAAACUGUCGUUAAAAAAAUGGUCCCACCAAUGCGACGUUUAUUAAUCGAAGGUGCUGAAUUAUUACCAACGGAUUCAAACAGCAUGGAUCGUAUUAUGCGUUAUUUAGAUGAUAAUUUAGCUACGUUACACGAACAAUUAAACGAGGAUAAUUUCCAACGAGUAUUAGAUGUUCUGUGGGAUAAUGUCGCAGAGAUUUUAUCAAAUAUACUCGAAACAAAUAUAGAAAAACGUCGUCCACCUUCAUUCUAUCAUAGCUUAAAUGAAACUUUAAAAUUAAUGUUACGUACUUUUAAACAAACCGAUUCGCCGAAUUUAGCGUCCGAUUAUGAGAAUUUAAGUAAAAUUGCACAUUUGUUAGCGUUAAAUGGUCAGGAAACUUCCGAUUUAAUACAUAGCGUACACUUAGAACGAUGGGAGGAACAAGUUAAAAUGCAAACGAAUGAAGUAACGACACCGCCACCAUUAGGGCAGUUAACUGUCCGAUGUAAAUUCCAUGGAUGUACGUUAAAAAUUGAAGUUAUGAAUGCCCGAAAUUUAAUACCAAUGGACACAAAUGGUUCAUGUGAUUCGUUUGUACGAAUACAUUUGUUACCAGAAGAUAAAUUUUUAAAUGUUAUGAAGCCAAAGACACAAACACAAAAUAAAACAUUGUUUCCAUUAUAUGAUGAAACAUUUACUAUAAAUUUAACCCCCGAACAAAGAAACUGCAACAAUGGACUGAUUAUGUUUAGUAUAAAAGAUAAAGACUUUUUAGGGAUGAGUAAUCAAUAUAUAUGUGAAGCAUAUUAUCAUUUUAAAGACAUCCCAGAUACUCCAGAAUCACUUGAAUCAUUACCACAACAACAUUUAGCAUUAACAAGACCCCAUAAAUUAGAUUCGGAAGCUUUAAAAGCAUUGGAGAAUCGACAACAAGGUGAUAAACAAGCCAAAGAAUUUGUUAAGAAAUAUCGUCAAAGAAUGGGUCCACCCAUCCCUUCAUAGUUAUAUUCGAUUCAUCCCUUCAUAAUUAGUUCGAUUGUUCGACAACCGCCCGCCCGAAUUUAUUAAGUCGAAUAAAUAAUAUUAUAUAAAUAUAUUUUGUUAAA
Messenger RNA from Chrysoperla carnea, 4217 nucleotides. RefSeq names its product protein unc-13 homolog 4B (gene stac). NCBI's taxonomy places the organism in Eukaryota, Metazoa, Arthropoda, Insecta, Neuroptera, Chrysopidae. The record is from RefSeq and is a predicted model, not a curated record. The coding region runs from base 157 to 4113 and encodes 1318 amino acids. The transcript has 8 exons.